AUCUCAUUUAAUUAAGCACUUAGAAUCUCAAUUACCAGCUAACCCCAGUGUCUCUUGUUUCAGCUCUUUUUCCAUUACAAGCCCCUUAAAAUCCUCAACUUCCUUGCUAACCCCUUCUCCUCAUAUCUCACUGUUUCGUUAGCUUAGCUAUGGCCAUGGCUCUCGACAAUACUGUCGACCUCGAAUUUUCUGGUUAUAGCACCACCACCACAACUACGGCUACUACCGCUACUGAUCGAGAUGACCACUAUUGUAACUGGGACGACUGGUCUCCGGUGGUCGAUUGGGGCGCUUUGUCCGGUGAACAAGACGAUUUCCGGGACCUGAUUGAGUCUAUGAUGGAUGAUAGCGGCCUAAACCCAGUUCGAGCUGUUGAAGAAGGUUGCAACUCUGCAUCCACCGACACCAUGAUCACGGACGAAGAGAACGAUGGUCCGGAUUUGAAGGGGUUAAGGCUGGUCCACCUGCUGAUGGCUGCGGCGGAGGCUCUCACGGGCGUAAACAAGAGCCGUGAUUUGGCUCGGGUGAUAUUGGUUCGGCUCAAGGAGUUGGUGUCCCCCACCGAUGGAACCAACAUGGAGAGGCUGGCGGCGUAUUUUACAGACGCCUUGCAGGGAUUGCUAGAAGGCGCCGGUGCCAAGCACAUGAUCGGCAAUGGACACCAUCGAGACGAUCACCACCACCACCAUCAUCAGUCGGACGUCCUCGCUGCGUUCCAGCUGUUACAGGACAUGUCACCAUACGUCAAAUUUGGUCACUUCACCGCCAAUCAAGCCAUCCUUGAAGCCGUGUCUAAAGAGCGGCGCAUCCACAUAGUGGAUUACGACAUCAUGGAAGGGAUUCAAUGGGCGUCGCUGAUGCAAGCCCUUGUCUCCAGGAAAGACGGCCCACCGGCGCCGCACCUCAGGAUCACCGCAUUAUCCAGAGGCGGCGGAGGCCGCAGAUCCAUCGGAACCAUUCAAGAGACGGGCCGACGCCUGACGGCGUUCGCGGCGUCGAUCGGCCAACCAUUUUCGUUUCACCAGUGCAGGUUGGAUUCGGACGAGACGUUUCGACCGUCAGCGUUGAAGUUGGUGAGGGGAGAGGCCUUGAUCAUCAACUGCAUGCUGCACCUGCCGCACUUCAGCUAUCGUGCGCCGGAUUCCGUGGCUUCCUUUCUAUCAGGAGGCAAGACUCUGAAACCGAAACUGGUGACGUUGGUGGAGGAGGAGGUGGGGCCCACAGGAGACGGUGGGUUCGUGGGGCGGUUCAUGGACUCGCUGCACCACUACUCCGCGGUGUACGACUCGCUGGAGGCCGGGUUCCCAAUGCAGGGACGGGCGAGGGCGUUGGUGGAGAGGGUAUUCCUGGGGCCAAGGAUAGCAGGGACACUGGGGCGAAUCUACUGUGGGCGUGGGGGGCAGGAGGGUGGGAGUUGGGGGGAAUGGUUGGAAGGGGCAGGGUUCAGAGGUGUGGGCAUAAGCUUCGCGAAUCACUGUCAAGCAAAGUUGUUGUUAGGACUAUUCAACGAUGGGUAUAGGGUGGAGGAGUUGGCAAACAAUAGGAUGGUUUUAGGCUGGAAAUCCCGCCGUUUGCUCUCUGCUUCUGUUUGGUCCGCCUCUGAUUCUGAUUUAUUAAAUUAGCCCCCUUUUUCUUCUUCCAUAAUUUUCUCAUUUUAUGUUCCUCAAAAUAGUUUAAAACAUCUUGUGUUAUUUGAUUUUGAUUUAUCAAACUUUACAUCUGGGAAGCACAGUCCCCGCUCCUACUCUGUAGUCUGUACCCCCUGCUCUCUUCUUCAAGUUUUAAACUAUUUCUUUGGCCUUCUAA
Molecule: messenger RNA, 1806 nt
Organism: Vitis riparia (riverbank grape)
Lineage: Eukaryota; Viridiplantae; Streptophyta; Magnoliopsida; Vitales; Vitaceae
Product: protein NODULATION SIGNALING PATHWAY 2
Exons: 1
Coding region: 150-1622 (490 amino acids)
Biological process (GO): regulation of DNA-templated transcription
Cellular component (GO): nucleus
Molecular function (GO): sequence-specific DNA binding; DNA-binding transcription factor activity
Source: RefSeq, a predicted model, not a curated record